AUGCGACCAACCUCGUUACCCCCGAUCUACAAGGGCAAGCUAAUGUUCUUCGACGAAGUCCUCUGGGACAAAGGCGACGAAUUACUAGCAUCCUGGAAAAGCAAGCUUUUCAACCAAGCCACAAUAAAUGAAGUGAUAAACUUGAUCCAGCAGCAUCGCGAAGGCAUCGCACAUCAGCUCUUCCCACCCCAAAAGGGUGCCUUCAACAUGGUCAUCCGGCUUCGCUUCGUCGACGGCGCAUCUACAGUCAUCCGCCUCCCAAUACCCGGAUAUUCAGUCUUCCCCGAAGAAAAGGUCCAGCGCGAAGUGUCGGUCAUGCGCUUUCUCGAACGGCACACUGACAUUCGCGUCCCGCAUAUCCUGCAUUAUGGCAUGACCGACCAAAGUCCCGGCCAACUCGGCCCAUUCAUCAUCAUGGAGUACAUUGAAAAUAACGCCGAUUUGGUAGAUGCGCUGAAUACACCCGGUCUGCUUCUUGAAGAUCGACCAAUUCUAGAUCCGGAUAUUUCGCCGCCCAGGCUUCGAUCCGUGUACAGUGAUAUGGCGGGAUUGAUGUUGCAAGUUGCAAAGUUUUCAUUCAAUGCUAUCGGAUGCAUUUCUAAUAAUGAGACCAAUGACCUUGAUAACGAGUGGGUUGUCAAGCAUCGGCCGCUCAGCAUCAAUAUGAACGAACUCGUUCAGGUGGGGGGCGUCGCGCGGGCAGAUCUACCUCAACGGACAUUCACAAGCGGGUCGGAAUAUUUCCUCGCUCUCGCUGAACUGCAUAUGGUGCAUCUAUCAUCGCAGGAACACGAUGCUGUGGACUCGGCAGAGGAUUGUCGGAUGAAAUAUAUUGCACGCUGUUUGUUCCGGAAGCUUGCGCGCGAAAAACGACUCUGUCGGUUUGAGGGUGGGCCUUUUAAGCUAUACUGUGAUGAUCUCCGGCCUGCAAAUAUUCUUGCUAACUCCAAUUUUGAUUAUAAGAUCUGUGGUGCGAUUGAUUGGGAGUUCUCAUACGCCGCGCCUGCGGACUUUGUCUAUGCCCCGCCUUGUUGGUUACUUCUUGAACGGCCGGAGUACUGGGAUAAAGGUUUGAACGACUGGGCGCGGUUAUAUGAGCAGCAGCUGGAGGUCUGGCUAGAAGCGAUGGUUAUACGGGAGGAUGCUGAUAUUGCGCGCGGUGUGAUUGGGGAAGCGAAUCGGCUCUCUGGGUUUAUGCGAGAGAGUUGGGGAAGUGGGGAUUUCUGGGUUAGUUAUGCGGCUAGACGGAGCUGGGCUUUUGAUGUUGUUUACUGGGCUCGGAUUGAUAGGAGGUUUUUCGGAGAGGGCACUCUGGAGGAUCGGGUCGCAUUGUUGACUAUGGAGGAAAGACGUGAUAUGGAGGAAUUUGUACGGAAAAAGAUGAACAAGAUGGUUGAUGAUUGA
Penicillium nucicola is the source of this 1404-nucleotide messenger RNA. RefSeq lists its product as uncharacterized. The record is from RefSeq and is a predicted model, not a curated record. NCBI's taxonomy places the organism in Eukaryota, Fungi, Ascomycota, Eurotiomycetes, Eurotiales, Aspergillaceae. The transcript has a single exon. The coding region runs from base 1 to 1404 and encodes 467 amino acids.